Molecule: messenger RNA, 8811 nt
Organism: Octopus sinensis (East Asian common octopus)
Lineage: Eukaryota; Metazoa; Mollusca; Cephalopoda; Octopoda; Octopodidae
Exons: 8
Coding region: 155-2887 (910 amino acids)
Molecular function (GO): protein binding
Source: RefSeq, a predicted model, not a curated record
UAUUUUCAUUCCGAAAUGUCAUUUCCAAUAACUUCCGGUAACGCAUGCUCGCGUCUCCAAAAAUGGUUCCGUUCGUCGACUGUCUUGUGUAAUGCCUGUCUAAUUAUUGCUUAUGAAUUAUCCAUAAUUUGUCCCUUUUUUUAAAUUUAAAACAAUGAUGAAACCUCUUUUUAUCUUUCCGUGUAUAUUUUUAUACUGUUUAGCUUCAGAAUUUAUCGCUGAGGACUUUGAACAAGGACCUUCUAUAGCUAUUAGGUUGAGUAAGAGACUGGAACGAUCGAAGCGGGGCCAACAGGAUUUGUUGCAAAACAGUGAUGAUGCCCAGAGUGAAACACAAACACCCACCAAACAGGCAGAUAAUCUGCGAGGAAAUAUAAAAACACCCGAUCGGGAUAAUUCGGGUACGUUAUCCGUUUCUGGAUCACAGGCUGAGCAUGGCGUCUGCUACUAUAACAAGAAUACAAGCGUCAUCAUCAAAACAAACAGCUCUCUGACAGCGGGAGCAAAAUUCAUGAAAUAUGCCCAGGCUGUCAAUAGUAUGGACUGUGCCAAAAAAUGCUGUGACACAAAAGGAUGCAAUGAAGCUAUAUUCGAGAAUAAGAAGGACCACAGCUGUUACCUUUUUGACUGUGGAAAUCCAAGUGUUUGUGUUUUUGCCCCACACAACAGCUACAUCUCCAUGAAUUUCCAGCAAAUAAAAAAUAAAGUGGAGACAUCUCACGCACACCUUGCAAUCAAACAUGAAAGUGAACUGGCAGGCCUCGAUAACCAAGGCUCUUCAAAGGACUCUAUAGUACAAAGUACCACAACUACAACAACAACAACAACCCAUACUACAUUCCAGCCUACUACUUUGAAAAAAAGAACAAAAAUAGUGUCUCUUGAUGAUGUGUGUACACCAGCAGAUGAAUGUGAGGAUAAACAUGCAGAAUGUAUUCAAGAGAAAUGUAGGUGUCAGGAGGGCUAUAUCAUCAAAUAUGGAAUUUGCAGAAAACAAUGUGACAAACAUCAUUUUGAGUGUGAGGAAAGAGGUUCUAAGAGUAUCGGUGUAGAAUGCAUUGAGCUGGCGAAUGUUUGUGAUGGAGUACCUCAAUGUGGUGAUGGUUCAGAUGAGUUUGGAUGUUCUUCUAAUGCAUUCAAAGAUGGAAGGCAAAAUGAAAUUCUUUACCAAGUGGAUGCUAAUCCCAAGAAAAUGCCUACUGAUAAGUUCAGAAAGAUAAAAUUGAAACCAGUCGGUCCUAGUGUAUCUCGGCAUGAUGAAAGCAGUAAUAAACUAUUAAAACAGAAAGGUCAGUUACCAAUAGCUAAGUAUAAUACUGAAACUAUGAUAAAAAAGGACAAACCAAAAGAAGCAUUACUCAAUCCAAAAGAAUUUGCAACUUCAAAUCCACCUGUUGCUCAGAGAGGUAAAGGACAACAAUUUUCUAAUCAUAACACCAACAUCAAUCAAGGUUGGGUUAAAAGUGAUGGCUCUAAGGAUUUACUUCAAGAAAAUGAUGGAAAUUCAAAGAAACUCUCUCUCGGUGAAGAUAUAAUUCAGCCUUCAUCACGAGAGACUGACAGACACAGAGCAAAUUCAGCUUCUUCAAAUAGAAUAUGGAAUCAAAAUCAGCUAUCACAAUAUCAAAAACAUCCUGAUGUGAACCCUCAGUAUGUUGGCAAUAGAAAUUUCAUAUCAAAUUACCCAAACCAACACCAGCAAUUAGGCAUAAACCAAGUUGAUAAUCAAGGUUUUGUAGGAUCAGGACAUAAACAAUCUGGUCUGAUUGCUGAAGAAAAUCAAAAGUUUGCUAUAAACCAACCAAAGUCUUACAAUAGACUCAAUGGUGAUUCUCAAGAGGAGUUGCUUCCUGGGGCUAAUAAUCAAGUUCAGUUACCACAAAGAUCAAGACAGCGCUAUCAAACUGCUAACCAGAAUUAUAUGGACAGUCAGUAUAUCUCAGACAAUAGUCAGUUCCCUCAGAAACAGAACUUGUAUGGUUAUUCUGGAAAUAACUAUGCUUACCAACAAAAGGUAGCUGCUACUUAUAAUAAUGGUUAUCCUGUUCUUCAACCUCAAAAUUCUGGUAUUAACCAAGAUGGUGUCAACUAUGUCCAGAAUACAGCACAGGCUUACAAUUGGGGUGACUACCCCAAUGAUUACAUGUACACAGACCAAAAUUCAGACUACAGUAAUUUGGCUGCCAACACAGCUCAAGGUUAUCAGUAUGCACCAGAUAAUGGAAGAGUAAACCAGGAUCUGCAUAAUCUUGGAAACGGUAACAGACCUUCAGACAAUAUCAAACAAAUCCAUCCAAAUGGUGUUCAAGUCCACUACCAAGCUACAGAAAACAAAAUUAGAGGUAAUCAACAGCAGCAACCUAACCUAGGUAAGAACAUGUCACCAGAUGUUAGGCCUGAUGCUCAAGAUCAUCCUAAAACAAGAUUCCAUACUGAGAGCAAAAUGCAAGCAGCAAACACAAAUACAGACUAUAAAGCAGAAACUGAUGGAACUGUCCAUUCCAAUGCAGCAUCUACUGAUAAUGAUAAUAAAGACAAAGUGAACGGUAAAAGUGAGAAUGAUCCUGUUGUAGCCAGCAGCAAGGAAUCUACAACUACAAGAUCAACAACUUUACAUCAGAAUAACUCCGUUACACAGAAACCAAUAAAAAGCGCAGCUAAAUUCUUUGAACAUUCCAACUACAUUCUGAAGAAAAAGGUUGUCGUAGCAAGUCCUUCAGACAAUGCACAAGGCCCUAUUGUGGCCCUUGCUCUUGGACUCUCCUUCACAACUAUGUUGUUAAUCUUUGUUGGCUGCCGUUUACACCGUGUGAAACGCAGACUACGCAAAGGUAGAGCUCUACAUUCAAAUGAAGCAGAUUACCUCAUCAAUGGUAUGUACUUGUAAGAUUUGGGCCUGAAGCAAGAAGUUUGAAACUGGCAACAAUGAUGUCUUUUGCAGUUUAUUAUCCAUCUUGAGUUGUAUUAUAUAAGCUGUGAACUGUGCUACAAAUUCCUUUGACAUGUAUGAAUGGCAUCCUGUAGAUGUUUAACUAAAAGAAUGAAUGUUGAUGUACAUCCUUCUUCCCCUUCCCCUUGGAGAUUUUGUCAAAGGAUCUUCAUGUUGAGAAGCAAGUUAAAUUCUAUAUUUCUUUUGUCUCUCUCUUUUUUUCUCUCUGCAUAAGACAUAUUGAUUAGCAAACUGCAUUUAUGUAAUUUUUUUCUAGUAGAAACUGUAUUUUUUUAAAUAUAAUUUUGGGUAUUUUUAAUGAUGCAAAUCAAAAUAUAAUUUUGACAAAAAAGAUUAUUUCUUGAUUUAAAAUUUUUUAAAAUUUCAUUUGAAAAGAAAAGAAAAAUUAUUAUUAUUCAUUAUAAAAAAAAAUAGUUUUUAUAUUUUGAUUUCUGUGAAUGAGUAUAGUUCAUCAAAAUAACUUUUUUUUCUAAUUGUAAGUGUUUUUUUUUCUUCUUUUUAUUGUAUGUAUCACUUAAAAUAUUUAAGAUGAAAUAUUGUUAAAAAAUUUUUUAUUUCCUUUUUAAAUUCUCAAUAAAUAUUGAUUUAGAAAAGUUGGAGAGAAAAGCCUUUAAUAAAAAGGUUCACAGGAUGCUUUCAUGACAGUUUAAGAUCUUUCCAAUGAAUUAAGAUGGCCUUUUGAAAAUUUCUUCUUUCUAACAAUCCUAUUAAAGUAUCGGAUAAAAUAAUCUCUUCAAAUCAAUGUUGUAUUUCACUAUAACUGCAACAAUUUCUUCAGACAAUAGUUAUUUUAUUUUAAUUAAGUUUAAAUGAUUAGUCAUCAAUUUCCUAAUUGAUUAUUAAUAGUCAUAUUCUAUCUGAACCAAUAUAAUAUAAUAUUAUAUAUAUUAUAUUAUAUACAUACAUAUAUAUAUAUAUAUAUAUAUAUAUAUAUAUAUAUAUAACACACACACAAAAUCUUCUUACCAACUUUCUUCACAAAUAGCCAAUUUAUAGGAAAAUUAUAGAUCAUUUAUUUCUGCAGUAUUUUAAUUAGAAAUGGUUGUGUUUUGGUAUCAGUUUCAGCUGCUACCUUUAUGCAAGAAAGCAUAUUGCCUAAUUCUUCCUUUCAUUGACUAAACUUCUAUUUGUGGUAAUUAACAACUUGUAUAUAAUAAACACAUUGAUCCCUACAAGGGGGCAUUCAAUGUUAGAAGUAAAUGUUUUCAUACAUAAAACAAUUACAAUAUAGUUAAUGUAAUUUUUGAUACUGUAAUGCCAUGUGAGUGAGUAUGUUUAGUCCACUGUUCCUGAACUAAUGUGAGUUACAGCUCAUAAAUAACAAGUAAAUGCAUUCGAAGAAAACCAGAUAAAUGCAUUUCUUUUCUUCUCUAUCAGCUGUGAAGUGGAUUCAUGGUGUUUUUUUAUUUUUUGUUAUCAACUUUGUUUUUAAUUCUGUAAAUAAAGCCCUCUUUCUUCCCACCGUUUUCAUCUACUAAAACCACCUAAGAUUGUUUUGCUACUGUUAAGUGUGAGAUUACAGUAAUAUUUUUGGAUUAGUUAACUUUUGCGUUUUAUUGUAGAUAAAGCUUUAUCUCUGUUUCUAUCCUGCCUAUGCAAUGCUAUUUACUCCAUGGCUUCUCAUUGUUAAUAAGACCAUCCACAAGUUGUUCUUAUUUUUAUUAAUUUUUAAUCAAUAGCUAUUUUCUUUAUGCUUUUCAAAAUUGUUCUUUUUCCAUUUCUCCAUUUGUAUUGGCAAAAUAUUUCUUGGAAUUUGGUAAUUAAUUUUUCUUGUAGAAGAAACCUAAUUCUAUAUCUAAACUGAAGUAAUUUCUGUCAUUAUGCAGUGUUAUUUUUGUUAUCUAUAAGAAAAAUCUAGUCAAUAUAAAAAAAAUAUAUUAGUGACUAGCUUGUUGAUAAACAUUAUAGGGAUGGGAUUUCUUAAAAGUUCUUAUUACAUGUUAUCAGUGAACCAAAUUAUAGCUAAGCAGCUUAUGUAAUGAAAUCAUACCACCUUAAAGAUCAUUAUUUAAACUGAAUAACUCUCUUUUUGUACAUUUUAUACUCACGGGGUUUCUUGUUUUCUCUGUAUGGUAAUAUGGUAAAUACUAGCCAAGUGAGAAAUUUCUAAUCUCUCUCUUAACUACAUUCCAAUAAGUCUUGCUAACUGAAACUAUCAAUUGUAUGGGAUCUUCUUAUAUACAAAAUUGCUUUCGUUAGUUUGUAAAACAAAGAUGUCGUUAUCCAUAGAAACUUUACUACAUCAUUCUCUUCAACCUCUUCUGUACUUGUAAUAAUUACAUGAUAGUAAAUAAACUUACAUGUAGGCAUAUGACACCAUUCAUGACUAAAAACUGAUAGGAAAUUUGGUUGCCUUUGCUUACUUAUAGUGAGAUUACAGACGUGACUUGACCAAAUGUUUUACCCACCAAGCUUUACUACUGCUCAUCCUGAGAAAAUGGUAAAGAUUUUAUAUGUGUAUGUAUGAAUGUAUGUAAAUAUAUGUAUUUAAAGGUGUCUAAGUGAUUAUCAAAUUAAGUAGUGUUCUCUUAUUAAUAGAUAGUGUUGAAACAACUUUUAGAGAUGCUUAAUGCAAACCAUUGCCAGAAAGUAAUUGCAGUUUUGAAAAUUGUUAUUUGUUCUUUGCUUUUUAAGACAUAUUUGACAGUUUGACAUUAUAAUUGCUGAGUGCUAAUAUUCAAUCCAUGUUUAUACCAAAAAAUAAUUUCAUACAGAAAUUCUUACUACAUUCCAGAAUGUUCAAUUUAUUUAUAUUCUUUACCUGUGUUUUUUUUUAACUGUACCUCCAAACGUUUAUAACAUAUUGUACAGAGACCUGUUAGUUUAUUCAGCUUUGAUUGUUACUUUAUUAUGCUUUAGAUCAUCUUCAAUUUCUCUCUUAUUGCUUGAUUAAAUUUAAUGUCUGAUAAGUCUUCACAAAAAGUUUUUACAGCAUUGCACAUAUGGUGUCAGGUUUAGAUUUUCUGUAUUGCAAAGUGUAGAAAAUAAAAUGUCUUCUUCCGUUUGCACAGUGUAAAAGUAGUAUAUUUUGUCAAAUUUAAGUUUUAAAAUAUAAAAAAAAAAAGAACUGCAGUAAAUUUUAAUUGGUUUAAAUUAAACCAACAUAUAAAUUAUUAAAUUACACCCAAGAAGGGAAAUGAUUAGGUUUGUAAAAAGUACUGCAUAACUUCAACUACUCCCUCCUCAUAUUUUGAUUUGAGUUUUCUAAUCGUGUGAAUUCCAAAAUAUAUUGGAAACAAAAUUUUGACAAUGACACAUGAGCUGUAGAUAUGUUAUUGAGCUUAGAUUUAAUUUGUAUUGUGAAGAGAUCAAUCUGCUAAUUUAAGAAUACACCUGACCCAAAAGGUUUCACUUUCACUCAUUUUCACACAGACACACACAAAAUCUCAAUCCACUUAGAUUUUCUUUAGGAUUUAUAUUUUGGUAAUAUUUCCAAAUUUAUUCAUAUUUAGGCUGUAAGGAUUAAAUGAAAGUAAAAAUACAGAAAAAUAAUAAUUAUAAAUAAAUGCUUUAACAUUUUAUGAAAUCUUUAAUAACUGUGGUACCAGAAAUGAGAGUAACUCUUUAAACAGAACAUUGAUUGCUAUUUGAAUAUAAUUCAGAUAAAAGGCUAUCCUAGGUUACCCUUGUUUAUCAUGGCAAUAGAAAAUAUUUGUUGGACUAUCUGACACACAUAAGUUGUGAGUUAACAGGAUUAGAUAAUGAAACUUAAUUUUCUGUUUCCUGUCACUGUAUUAUAACUUUAAUACAUUACUCACAGAAAUGAAUAUAUAAUAGUAUGGCUUUAUUAGCUGUAUACUGCAACUACAUUUUAUACAUUCCAUGAACAACUUCUGUUAAUUUGAUGUUGCAAAUAAGUGUCAUUUCCUUGUAUAUUUUUCUCUUAAAUUAUUGUUUUUACUAUUUGUUAUUUCAUUAGUGUUAUAUUAUAUAUAUAUACAUUACUAAUGAUUAAUAUAGUGUUUGCAUUCAUUUUAAAGAAAUUAGAAACUUUAGAAAAUUAUUUCCAAAAUUACAUGUUUCUAAAAAGUGCAGUUUAAAAAUACUUUUUGAAUAUGACAGAGUAAUGAAGAAAAUCUGUAUAAUGUUGAAAGCCAUAAUUUAAGCAAAAAUCAUUAAUAUUAUGAGACAAUAUAGUAUGAUGAUUAUGUCAAUAAUUUAUUUGUUUAAGGGACUGGCAACAAGAAGGGCAUCCAGCCAUAAAAAUACUGCCUCAAAUAAGUACCUAAUUUAAACUAGCAUAGAAAAAUGGAGACAAAAUGAAUGAAUUAAACUAUAAUGUGCCACAAAUAAUAAAAAUUAUGGACUCUUAGUUUAGAUCUUUAUGAAAUUGCUAAAACUCGGCCCUAUAUAAUAUUUGUUAGUACAUUAGAUGUAAGUUUUUAAUUUGAAGCAUAACAAGAAUUAAAUCAUUUGAGCCCCUGCAAUUAAUUUCAAAGGUCUUUGAAGACAUCAUCUACAACCUUAGAUGUUUCUGCCUGUUGUAUUAGUUAUGCAUGUGCAGACAUACACACACACUCUGAGGCAUGCUCAAAGCAAGCAGAGUAUAUAGUUUAUUGAAAACAAACGUCUUUCUCAUGACUCAAGUUUCACCUGAUUGCAAUCCUCAGGUGAGUCUGUAUUGUCUGAAGAUCACAGUAACAUGAAACUUAGGCUGUGAGAUACAUAUUCAGUUUCAAUAAAACUGUGUGUGUAUGUGUUUUUCACUUUUCCAAACAGUUCUAUAUUGUUCAUGUUACAGUUCUUAACUCUCAAGUAAAGCACAUAGAAAGGAAUCUAUAGACAAAAAUAUUUGCUGCAAUUACAAAAAAACUCUUUACAAUUAGAGAAUUACCAUCUGAACUGAUCCUAAACUGACCCUUAAUAUCAUAUCAAAAUUUAAACAGUUGUAGGGGAUUUUUGUUUUAUUUCCUUUCCUUUUCUUUGAACAGAUGGUAGCAACUUAUCCAAUAUCUAGAAUAGAUAUAGUGUUUAUUUUACUAUUUCAUUGCUUUAAAAAGAAAAUUGAUUUAAACUCUGUAUUUAGGUAAUGGUUCAACAUUAAAUUCCUGGUAAAUAAAAUUCAUAGUUUAGUUUUGAUUCUCAGUUACUGCACUAAACCUUCACAUUCCAUUUUUUGUCCUCCUUCAUAUAAUUUUGUAUGGUUUCAUGCCAGAUUAAAAAAACAAAAAAAAUGCUAUUUCCAAAAUUCUGUUUUGGAGGUAAAUUAUGUUGAUAUUUUAAUUUAAUUUCAUUUACGGGAUUUUUCAUCCUAAAUUAAAAAAUAAAACAAGAUCUGUUGUUAUUUUUGUUGUUAAAAUACCUUUUAUUUGUAUCAAGCUUUGUAACUGUGAUAAGUUAAAGAUAUAUAUUCAUGUCCAUUAAAAUAGAAUACUGUGGAAGCUUCAGACUGUUAUUUUGUUUGUUGAUUUUUCAGGUGUUUUUUACUUUUUGUUAGUAUACUUAUUUUUAUUUCCUGACUGGGAUGGUAAAAAUUCAUACAUCUUAAUAUCUCCUGAGGGUUCCCAAUCACAGAAAAUCUGGAUUUAUACAAUUUCUAUGGAAAUAGAGAAAAAAAAAUUGAAUAAAACAAAAAAGAAAAUUACAUAUAGUUGGUCAACAAAUUGAUUGCCCACAUUUACUACCACUGGUUGGCUACAUUUGAAACCUUAUUACUAUAAUAAGCAUUGUGAUUUUGGUGUCAAACUGUAAACCAUGUCCUCAAUUUAGUUGCUAAUUCCAUCCCAUUUGGAUUUUUCUUUGAUCUCUCCAGAUACAAUGAUUGGUUUGCAGAUAGUACUGUAUUUUGCUUGUACUCCAUGACUUUUGCACCAUAAUUUGUAAUGUGUCAUAAAUAAACUGGUUAUGUAUUCACAUUUAAA